Molecule: messenger RNA, 4225 nt
Organism: Onychostoma macrolepis
Lineage: Eukaryota; Metazoa; Chordata; Actinopteri; Cypriniformes; Cyprinidae
Gene: smpd2a
Product: sphingomyelin phosphodiesterase 2a
Exons: 10
Coding region: 452-1645 (397 amino acids)
Cellular component (GO): cytoplasm
Molecular function (GO): sphingomyelin phosphodiesterase activity
Source: RefSeq, a predicted model, not a curated record
GCGUCAACAUCACGCACGGAAAACGCGCUUGUCUUAGGAGCGCUCCGAAACAAUGUCAACUGCUGUAAAUGGGGGAGAAAUGUAGCUCGUUGUGUUUAUUUGUUGAGUUAAUUAUGCAUGGAUUUAUUUAUGAAUAUUUUAUGGGUUUGCUGCACACGUCUAAGUGUAAAAUACAUUUUAAGUAGAUAAUAUAGUAGUUUUAUUAGAUAAAUUAGCAUUUUUCAUUCAUUUUUGAGCUUUAGAAAAAUAGCUUUGUCUAAUUCUAGCAUAUGUCAUUAUUCUGCAUCAACGCUCUGGGGUCUGAGGGUGUUUGGGGCCCUGGAGAAGUUUUGAGAUACCCUGACAUCUGUGUGACUUUGGUGAUGUUGAAAUCUUUUUUGGAGGUCUAUAAUUCAGUCAACUAGAAUAGGGAAUUCGAUUCUUCAGUCAACUCUGUACACAGCGGUAUGAGAUGAUUGGAGAUUUACUGGGCCGAGAGCAGCACGACAUCGCCCUGUUACAGGAAGUAUGGAGUGAAAGAGAUUUCCUUUUCCUGAAGAAAAAGCUGUCCUCCUCUCAUCCUUAUACUCACUAUUUCAAGAGUGGAGUCAUUGGCAGUGGGCUUGCUGUGUUCUCCAGACACAGGAUCCAGGACGCUCUGCUCUACCAGUACUCUCUCAACGGCUACCCAUAUAUGCUGCGCCAUGGCGACUGGUUUGGAGGCAAAGCAGUCGGGUUGGUCAUUGUAGACAUUUCUGGAUUAAAGGCGCAUGUCUAUGUUACUCAUUUACAUGCAGAGUACUCCAGGGCUCAAGAUGAAUACCUGCCCCACAGAGUAGUGCAGUCGUGGGAACUGCUACAGUUCGUGCGCCACACGUCCCGUGGAGCAGAUCUGGUGGUUCUGGGAGGGGAUCUGAACAUGCACCCUCAGGACCUGGGAAACCGUCUCUUCAGAUCCCACACUGGGCUCAGAGACUGCUAUACUGAAACAGACACGUUUGAUGGCUGUGAAGAUGGUCACACGCUAAUAGCAGACAAUCACUUCACAAAAAAGCAAGAUCUUAUUCCUUUUGAGAAGGGCAUCAGAAUUGACUACAUUCUCAUGAAGGGCUCUCAGAGAGUGAACAUGAAAUGUGAGUCUCUUUCCACUACAAAGGGUCCAGUGGCUGAUAAACCCUUUCCAUAUUCUGACCAUGAGGCUCUGACUGCUGAACUGGCCCUGCUGCGUUUAGAGGACAGCAGCCAGCAUGGAUUGAGCGACACACUGGCUGUAUCAGAUCAGAUGGACGUGGUCACAGAGGCACGUGCGGUGGUAAAGGAAGGCCUGUGUCAGACCGAGGCCCUGCGGGACAAAGCCAUGCAUCUGAUGUUCGGCGCUCUGCUGUUACUGCUGCUGCCGCUGGCUAUGGCCUUCCUGCCCUGCUCCUGCUCCUUCAGCACCGUGGGGCUUCUGGGAGCCGUUUGCAUGGGCCUGCUCCUCUCUGGAGCUGUGCUCUACCUGCUCUUCACCACACACAUCAAAGUCCUAAAAGAGACUGAAGACCAGAUGAUGCUGACCUCUAAUGACCUCCAGACUAAACUGACAGGAUGUCGGCUGUCUGGAUCUUCGUCCUCCGAUGGAUAUCCAGAGCUCCAGCCGCUGAGUCCUUUUAAAUGGGAGGAGUAAGGUUGACCCCUAAGAGUUGGUCCUGGAUCAGGUUACUGUACCUCAGUGUUACAUAAUAGCUGUUAGGAUAUAACUUGAAGAUCUGAUCCGAGAUCAGUGCUCUGAGGCUAUACCUACCUCAACUCAGUGAAUAGACAGAUCAAUCAUCACAGAGCUGCUGCUCUUUGCAUUUCAGCGAACUAAAAAAUCUUGAAGGCUGGAAAGGAAAGCCCUGUUUGUUUCCGUGAGGGAAAGUUAUUUAAUUCUGUACUUGUCUAUGCCAGUAAAGACACUCCAAACAGUGUGCUUUCUGAUAUUUUAAUGUAACUCAAAAGAGACUUAAGUCAAUUUUUUUAAUUGUUUGUUGUUGAGGUAUUACUAGACCACAUUUUAGGCAUUCUAAACACUGUUUGAAUGUCAUUUUAUCGUAUCCAUGAAUAAAUAAAUCACUAUUCUGAAGUAUUUUCAUAUUUACUGUAGGGUGUUUUAAAUAAUUCACCCCCUUUCCACAAGGUAGUGCUCUUGCUCUUGAAUGCAAGAGCAUAAAUGUUGAAAGCAUAAAAAGCAUAAAAAUCCAUUGUUAUGAAAUUAAAUUUAUGUGAUGAAUUAAUAUCUGCAUUGUGGAGCUGAAAAGUGAACAAUAACAGUUUAGUUUCUUAGUAUAAGUAGCUAGUCUGCAGCCUUUUAGCCAACGUUUGUUUUCUGUGGUUAGCAAGCUGUUUUUUUUUUAGCUUUCAUUUUCUUCCAAAGAAAUUCUGAACAAUCAGCUACAAUAACUUUCGCUUUCAUUAAAUGUGAAAAAAUAAAUAAAUAAAUCUUAUCUCUUGGACAGUUUACAUAACAAAGUUUUUUUUAUCUAUUUUAGCAAAUCUUACUGCAGGACGCAUUAAUGUUUUAUGCCAAGCUUAAUAAUGCUACAUCAGACUUCAAUAGCCAUUAACACAAGUAAUUUUUUAUAAUAUUUAACUAGUUUAGGAAACCAUUACCAUACCAAUAGUAUAGACAAUAAUUUAAUCUUAGCCCUUUUCUUACACAACAAAAUAGUAGGGAGAAAUAGUAUUUCUGGGUGUGGUUGUAAAAGAAGGGCUAAUUAUAAUAUAGAGUUACAACACUUGUGUGUUUGAUCAUCACAGCUGAGUCAUGGAUGGUGAUGCACUGUUAUACACUGUUUUACACACUAAAGCAUGUACAGUUAUACUGUGUUAUUCUGGUGAGUGAAUGUCACAAAUAUUGUAGAAGUGUUGGCGUCUUCAAGAUAUGUCACUGAAGUGUGAUGCCACAGACUGAGCACUCAGUCAUUAACAUCUCCCAUCAUCCACACUGGAGCAUGUGAACAUUACACUAUCCAAUAAUGGCAUGUCACACUUUAAUGAACAUAACAAACAUGUUUCUAUAGAUAGGCAGAAAUAGUUGAACCACAAUUCUGGAACUCGUAGACAACUAUCACACAAGGCUGCAAGCAGACAUUGAUGCAACUCAUAAUAUCACUGCUAUAAUUAAGGGUAUGUAAACUUUGGAACUUUAUAAUCAAUAUAAUUUCAGUUAUUUUGUUUUUAUUUAUUUAUUUUUAUUUUUUAAUUGUCGAUUUACUGUAUGUAUACAAUAUGUGUAUGUUAUGUGAAGCUUCAGUAUGUGAUAAUGUUAAAUAGUGAUGUUAAAGAGAGAGAUAGAAGGGGAAAAAAUUAAUGCUUUUGCGUUGGCUACUCUCGCAAAAGUAUUGCAUUGCACUUAUGUGGGUGAAUGCAAAAUAUCCUUUUGGAAUGCAAGACUUUUGGGAGAAGUACGUCUCAGGUUACGCAUGUAACCUUGGUUCCCUGAGAAGGGGAAUGAGACGCUUGGUCCCCUAGAGGGCGCUUUUGGGCAAUGUCUUUGGCAUGACCAAAAGCACCCUCUAGGGGACGCAGUGUAGAGUUCCCAUUCGAAAGGAAACGUAGCAAGAGUUUUGCAAGAGAACGCAAAAUUUCUCUUUGGAACGAAAGACUUUGGGAGAAAACACAGAUUUUCUUUUUGGAACGCAAGACUUUUUGCGAGAGAACACAAAAUAUCUCUUUGGAACGGAAGACUUCUGGGAGAAAACAGAUUUUCUUUUUGGAACGCAAGACUUUUGCGAGAGAACACAAAAUAUCUCUUUGGAACGCAAGACUUUUGUGAGAGAAUGCAGAUUUUCUCUUUGGAACACAAGACUUUUGCGAGAGACCGCAAAAUAUCUCUUUGGAACGCAAGACUUUUGCGAGAGAACACAAAAUAUCUCUUUGGAACACAAGACUUUUGUGAGAGAAUGCAGAUUUUCUCUUUGGAACACAAGACUUUUGCGAGAGACCGCAAAAUAUCUCUUUGGAACGCAAGACUUUUGCGAGAGAACACAAAAUAUCUCUUUGGAACGCAAGACUUUUGCGAGAGACCGCAAAAUAUCUCUUUGGAACACAAGACUUUUGCGAGAGAAUGCAGAUUUUCUCUUUGGAACGCAAGACUUUUACGAGAGAAUGCAGUUUCUCUGAGAUUUUUGCAAGGGAACGCAAAGUUCACUCAGUGAAGCAUUUAAAAACAGUUUAUCGUUCUACUCAAAGUGAACCCAUUGUUUCUCAGGGGAAUAAAAGGUUU